This is a messenger RNA of Perca fluviatilis (European perch), 2294 nucleotides long. It is a transcript of the gene mnd1, whose product is annotated as meiotic nuclear divisions 1 homolog (S. cerevisiae). The record is from RefSeq and is a predicted model, not a curated record. Gene Ontology annotation, biological process: reciprocal meiotic recombination. Gene Ontology annotation, molecular function: double-stranded DNA binding. Gene Ontology annotation, cellular component: nucleus. NCBI's taxonomy places the organism in Eukaryota, Metazoa, Chordata, Actinopteri, Perciformes, Percidae. The transcript is spliced from 9 exons. The coding region runs from base 558 to 1130 and encodes 190 amino acids.
UUCUGCGGUACGCUGAGACGUGACUUUGCACCAUAAAUCGAUGUGCCUAGUAGCUUUUAAAAAUAAAUAAACUAAGCACACUUCCUAUCAACAGUUUGCUAAUAACUUACAUCCCAAUACUCCGCACGGGACCGUGGUAAUUUGGAGUUUACGAGGAGCUAUGAAGGCAGCAGAACCCCCGUCACAGCCUUCCGCGGGAAAUUUGGACGAUUUCUUACUUAUUUGGAUUAUAAACAUAACCUCAGCGUUAUAGCUAUAACACAUUGUAAAGCACAACCUUAAUGUUAGUGGACGUUGCUGGUACAGCCAACAUAAUAAAAUGCUCUAUCGUUACGUCCUCAUAAUUGAGGACAUAUUAAUACAGGAACACACCGGAGGAAAGGUGAAAAAUAAUAAAAGCUAGACAUAGCUACUCAAAUGGAGCAGCAAGCCAUGUAAAUCACUGAGAACAUUGUUGCCUGGUGACCGGAAGCUGUACUACAACAACACUGACGUAGAAGCAAAGAGCCCCACAGUCAAAGAAGAAAGGACUAAGUUUGGAAGAGAAGAGAACUCGCAUGAUGGAGAUUUUCUUUGAAACGAAAGAUGUGUUUCAGCUGAAAGACAUUGAGAAGAUCGCUCCUAAGACAAAGGGAAUAACUCCCAUGUCUGUGAAGGACGUGCUGCAGAGCCUGGUGGAUGACAACAUGGUGGACUGUGAAAGAGUGGGUACGUCCAACUACUACUGGGCCUUUCCCAGCAAAGCCCUGCACGCUCGCAAGAAAAAACUGGAGGAGCUGCAAAGUCAGAUUUCUGAAGCAAAGCAGCGGAAAGUGUCCGCAGAGAAAGCGGUUGAAAAAGCGAAAGUAGGACGUGAAGAUACAAAGGAGAGAAGCUCUCUGCUGAAGGAGCUGCAGGCUCUAAAAGAGGAGCGAACUCAGCUGCAGGCCGAGUUGGACAAGUACAGGGAAUGUGACCCAGAAGUCGUUGAGGAGAUGAGAAAGUCAAAUGUUGUAGCAAAAGAAGCUGUUUCCAGAUGGACAGACAAUGUUUUCGCCAUAAAGUCAUGGACAAAGAAGAAGUUCUCUUUUGAUGACAGCCACAUUAAUAAAGCCUUUGGGAUUCCUGAAGACUUUGACUACAUGGACUGACUGCCAGCUUUUCUACCAGAGUGCAUGGUCAAAGUGCAAAAUAAGUGUUUAAGCUUUCAGUUUGAGGCAAGUAUACCUUAUCUCAGCAGUUCUAGUUAUGUUCUGUGUAGUAACGUGAAAGGCAUAUGUAUGGCCUUGUGUAGGCUUUGAAUAAGGCCAGAUUUUAGUAAUUUUGCUGUGGCAGAUGGAAUUUAUCAGCUGAUAUGUUGCAUUGGUGCAACCAGAAAAGAAAUGCUAUCACUAGUGGCUGUGAAGGGUGAGGGGGUUCUGUGAUGAACACAACUUAGCAGCCUGAGUUUUGGGACACCUGUUUGCAUGAAAACUGAGAGCCCCAAAAUGAUGAUGGAAAAGAAUUAACACUUAACACAUCUGUGCAGCCAAUGAUCUAAUGCAUAUGGUUUAAACAGACGGUUUGGAAUCAAAUGCUUGUGCUCUUUUUCCUACCUUUUUAUUUUUGCUGAAAGAAAAAAGAAACUUUUGAGCAACAUCUAGUCCUCUAUUUUUCACAAAGUGCACUGGGACUGACGGGAGAAUUGAAUUACAGACGACAUGUUUAGGAUUUGUUAUGUGUGCAAGUGCUGUAAAUAUUUAAAGUACAUUUACUUAUUGCAGAAGCUCUUUUCUCGUGGUGCAAAUAAAAUGUCCCUUUGAGUUAAAAAGCCGUUGUUUGCAAUUUUAUGGAUUCUAAAACUUAGCGUGCCGUGUACAAAUGUAUUUACACCAGGCCUUCUAUCUUUUGUGCUUUCAUUACUUUAGAAAUUGUCACUGAAACAUUGCAAGAUCUGUCACAAAAUCACUUUUUUUUCCCAGAGCUGAACAAACAAGUAACACUGUUGUCAUGACAUGUCCAGAAUGACUAUUGCCCUGCUUAUUUUCCUCUCUUUCUCUCUGUCAAACCAGAUGCAAAACAGUUAGUUGUGUGUUCCAUGUUUUACUCAAUGACCUAGUUGACAAGCAAUGUGUCAGGGGUUUGUUGAUUUAAAUUGCAAAUGUACUCGCCUGGUCUUACUCAUCACUUUUCUUUCCAGUAGAUGAAUGCUUUGCAGACAUAUUGUUCUGUUGUUUCGUGACUUGCUUUUUAUUUUUAGUGUUUCUUAAUGCAUGCUAUUUAAAAAUAAAAAAAUAAAAAGUUUAUCUCUAAGCCAUUAAAAAAGAAAAUGAUAG